CAUGGUAUAUCAUAUGACAUUUUUUAUUUGCUUGGCUGCGGCUGAAAAGACUCUUGGAGCUUGCAGCUAGUUUUUUUUUUAAGAAACUCAAUUGCUCACUGCAACCUCAUGAUAUCUUCGCCACAUUAAAGCAAAAAUGGGAACAGAAAGCGAAGUAAAUGCCGCGCAGGAGCCGGUGGGAACGAGAGAUGAAGCUAUCGCCAUAGUAGGCGAGGAGCAGCACUCGAUUGAUCCUAUCGUCGCGGCGCGCGCAGUUCGAAAGAUUGAUUUGUUUCUCAUCCCCGCCAUGAUCAUAGGCUAUGGCCUCGUAUACUACGACAAAGCUAUUCUCGGUUCAGCUGUUCUCUUCGGGAUGACGACGGAUUUACACCUCACAAUUGUUGAUGCAACAACUACACCACCAACAGUCGAUACCCGCCGCUUAAGCUGGGCUACGUCGCUGUUCUACUUUGGAAUGCUGGCGGGUUUGUAUCCCAUGACAUUCGCUCUUCAGAGAUUCAACAUCGGUCGUGUUCUGGGUGGUGUGGUCGUCGUGUGGGCAGCUAUUUGCAUGCUCACUGCUGCGGUGACGUCCUACCAGGGUUUAUACGUCCAGCGAUUCUUCCUCGGUUUCGUGGAGAGUAUCAUCCCCACUGGGUUCAUGUGCAUUGUCUCGGGGUACUAUACACAGUCUGAGCAGUCUUUGCGACAGAGUUGGUGGUUCUCGUCGACGGGACUGUUCACCAUUAUCGGUGGAGCGAUGAACUAUGGUUUUGCGCAGAUUACGGGCGGGGGGUUGAAGAGAUGGCAGUAUAUUUAUCUUCUUGCUGGAUCGCUCACCUUUCUUUUUGGGCUGUUCUGCUUCAUCAUGCCGAAUUCGCCCGUGUCAGCUUGGUUCCUCACCUCCGAAGAACGCUUCGCCGCUGUUGAGCGUUUGAGACAUGGACAAACUGGUGUUCGUUGCACCAAGUUCAAAAGCUCUCAACUCAGAGAAGCUAUUCUCGACGUCAAGAUCUGGCUCGUGGCACUUAUGAUGGCGUCAGCGUACACCGUCAACGGCGCCGUAAGCGGUUUCGGACCCCUCAUCGUCUCAACCUUUGGCUGGAGCACGCUGCACUCCAUCCUAUUCCAAUUCCCACUCGGCGGACUGUGUUUCAUCGUCAUUCUCCUCACAGGUUGGCUCGGUUCCAAGUUCACCAACAUCCGCAUCUUCAUGCUCAUCUUUACAUGUCUCCCCGUCAUCGCGGGUUGUGCCAUCAUUUGGAAGAGCGAGUGGAGUUAUCGCGCUGCUGCACCGGUGGUGGGAUACUCGAUUACAGGGUUCUUUGGGGGUACAGUGAGUCUGAUAAUUACUAUUGGAAUGUCGAAUGUGGCGGGUCAUACGAAGAAGAGUUUUAUGGCUGCUACGAUAUUUGUGGCGUAUUGUGUGGGAAAUAUUGUUGGGCCGCAGCUUGUUUGGAGUCAGACGAAGAAGGAUCACUAUCCUGCUCUUUGGCUGGGAUUGAUUAUCUGUUACAUCAUCUGUAUCUGUGCGUCGACUACGUUGUACUUUGUUCUGAGGAAUGAGAACAAGAGGAGGGAUGCUCUGGGUUUGGGAGAUGAGAGUGAGAGAGCAAAGUUGGCGUUCCAGGACUUGACUGAUAAGGAGAACCCUUACUUUCGUUACGUUUACUGAUAGAAUGUGGAAUUGAUAGACAUGGACAGAGAAAAGUUACGGGGAUCUGUAUGGACAGCCAUACACGAUGGGGGUUGUCUAGAGAAGCAGCUUGGACAAGCUCUAGCAGCAUGCAGCAUUGAACAGUCUGUCCAUAAAUCAUGGCAUAUCAUUAACUACCGACAAGGUACGGAGUAUCUCAUAAACAAUCCCAUGCCCUCCCCUACUUUCGGGGUGCCUCGUGGCUCCUGAUCCCAACGAUCAACUCUUAAGUGUACAUACCACAAACGACAAUCUUUGUCUUACCCUCUACAGCUUCGAAGGGGUCUCAUUGUGGUUCUUGAUCUCAACAAUCAACUUUCCAGUGUUGAUGCCCUUGUACAAGUCUACAAGAGCCUGCUCAGCGACCUUGAGGCCACCGCGAACAACAGUCUCCGUCUUCUUGAGCUUACCCUCGGCGAUCCACUGAGCCAGCUCAGCACGGGCAGCGGGGAAGUCCUUGACGUGGUCGAGGACGAUGAAGCCCUGCAUUCGGAUGCGCAUGGUGACGAUCUGGGAGAAUGCUCGGGGGCCCUGGGGCUUGGCGGCGUUGUACUGGCUGACGAGGCCGCACUCGAUGAAGCGGGCGUGUUCCUUUGCUCGCAUGAGACACAUGUCGAGGAUAUCACCACCAACUAAGAUAUGUUAGUUCUGUCAUGUUGAAUCUUCGGGGUGAGACUAACCAUUGUCGUAGUAGACAUCGAUAUAGUCCUUUGUCGCCUCAGCGAACUUUUCCUUAAAAUCAUCCGCCUUGUAGUUCAACGCAACAUCAAAGCCCAACUCCUCAGUGAGCCACUUGCACUUAUCAUCACCACCCGCGAUACCCACGACCCGCGCACCCUUGAGCUUAGCGAUCUGGCCCGCCACACUUCCGGUAGCACCAGCAGCACCCGAGACGACGACAAGCUCACCAGGCUUAGGGUCAGCGAUCUUGGACAUGCCAACCCAAGCAGUCAAGCUGGUCAUUCCCAGAGCGGAGAGCAUGUCCUUGGGGUCUUGGAGACCGGGGUACAGGGAUGCAGGCUCGAAACGACCUUCGGGGAGGAUUGCGAAUUCAGUCCAGCCUGUUAGGGCGGAGACGAUGUCGCCUUCUUUGGCCUGCUUGCUCUUUGAGGCGAGGACGCGGCAUGCGCAUGACCCACGCAUGGUUUGGCCGAUUUGAACGGGGGGGAGAUAAGAUCGCAUGUCUGGGGUUGUUAGUACAAGAUAACUAUGUGAUACAAAGGAACGAAAACGUACCUCGGAGCCAGCCUCGCAUGGCGGGGUCGAGAGAUAGGUAGAGGGUCUCAACGAGGAUUUGGCCAUCUUGGAGAUCCGCUGGUGUGGGAGCUGGGGAUGUCUUUUGGGUGAAGGUCUGGCCGGGGAUGAUAUCGGUGGUGGGACGCUCAGCGAGCACGAUGGAGAGGUUAUCACGGGCCAUUGUGAAACAGUUGUGAUGGUGGUGUUGUUUAUUUGAUGGAGGUAGGGGUUGUUUUGUGUAAGGUAGUGUUGGUGUUGGUUGGUUGUGCUGUGGAAUGUUGAGCAACAGCCGGGUUUGUGUCUCUCGAUCUAAAGUAAGUCAAAGUUGUAAGACAGUAGGUCGAUCUUUCUGGUGUUUAUACCAGGUGGCGUAAGUGUAUCUUUUUCAAAAUGAUGAACAACGAGUGUAUCACACACUUCUUUUUUCGUCCACUGAAUGAGAAAGUAAACAAAUGAUCUAAGUUAGUUAGUAGUUGUAAUCAGUCUCAACAAUCCGGGGACUCACGCCCUUUAGUACCUCA
Molecule: messenger RNA, 3432 nt
Organism: Fusarium verticillioides 7600
Lineage: Eukaryota; Fungi; Ascomycota; Sordariomycetes; Hypocreales; Nectriaceae
Exons: 3
Coding region: 137-1654 (505 amino acids)
Biological process (GO): transmembrane transport
Cellular component (GO): membrane
Molecular function (GO): transmembrane transporter activity
Source: RefSeq, a predicted model, not a curated record